AUGGAAGACUUGAAACUCUACACCCAGUACAAUAGGGUUUGGAUCCCUGAUAAUGAAGAAGUUUGGCAGUCUGCGGAAAUCACAAAAAACUACAAAGCUGGAGACCGUUUUCUCCAUGUGCAGUUAGAAGAUGGAACUGAACUUAAUUACCCUGUUGAUCCAGCUGCUUUGCCACCCCUACGAAAUCCUGACAUACUUGUUGGUGAAAAUGAUCUCACUGCACUUAGUUAUCUCCAUGAACCAGCUGUUCUACACAAUCUUAAAGUUCGUUUUGUGGAGUCUAAGCUUAUCUACACCUAUAGUGGAAUCAUUUUGGUUGCAAUAAAUCCCUAUAAACAGUUGCCAAUAUAUGGAGAUGCCAUUAUCCAUGCAUAUAGUGGGCAAAACAUGGGGGACAUGGAUCCACAUAUAUUUGCUGUGGCAGAAGAAGCGUACAAGCAAAUGGCAAGAAAUAACAAAAAUCAGUCUAUUAUAGUCAGUGGAGAAUCAGGAGCUGGAAAGACUGUGUCUGCAAGAUACACUAUGAGAUACUUUGCCACUGUGAGUAAGUCAAGCAGCAAUGCUCAUGUGGAGGAUAAAGUAUUGGCAUCCAAUCCAAUAACCGAGGCUGUCGGCAAUGCAAAAACCACAAGGAAUGAUAAUAGCAGUCGAUUUGGAAAAUACACUGAAAUCAGUUUUGAUCAGAGUUACCAAAUCAUUGGAGCUAACAUGAGAACAUACCUGCUUGAGAAAUCCAGAGUUGUCUUUCAGUCAGAGAAUGAGAGAAACUACCAUAUAUUUUAUCAGUUGUGUGCAUCUGCUAUGCAGCCUGAAUUUAAGCAUCUUAAAUUGGGAAGCGCAGAAGAAUUUAACUACACAGGAAUGGGUGGCAGCACAGUAAUAGAAGGAGUUGAUGACAGAGCAAAUAUGGUGGAGACUCAGAAGACGUUUGCCUUACUGGGUCUGAAGAGGGAUUUUCAGAUGGAUGUUUUUAAAAUGCUGGCAGCAAUCCUACACUUAGGCAACGUGGAAAUAACAGCUGUUGGAGAUGAAAGGUCAUCCAUCAGUCUGGAAGAUAAACAUCUCAAUAUAUUCUGUGAACUUUUGGAUUUAAACUGUGACAAAAUGGCACAAUGGCUGUGCCACCGAAAGAUUAUCACUACCUCAGAGACUGUAAUAAAGCCAAUGACAAGAACUCAGGCUGUUAAUGCGAGGGAUGCUCUGGCAAAGAAGAUCUAUUCUCAUUUAUUUGACUUUAUUGUGGAAAGAAUCAACCAAGCUUUGCAGUUCCCUGGCAAACAACAUACUUUUAUUGGUGUUUUGGACAUUUAUGGCUUUGAAACGUUUGAUGUGAAUAGUUUUGAACAAUUUUGCAUCAAUUAUGCUAAUGAAAAACUGCAGCAGCAAUUCAACCUGCAUGUCUUUAAACUUGAACAAGAAGAAUAUAUGAAGGAAGAUAUCCCAUGGACUUUAAUAGACUUCUAUGACAACCAGCCCGUCAUUGACCUUAUUGAAGCUAAAAUGGGCAUUUUAGAACUUCUGGAUGAAGAGUGCUUGUUACCUCAUGGAACAGAUGAAAACUGGCUUCAAAAGCUGUAUAAUAAUUUUGUCAAUAAAAAUGCGCUCUUUGAAAAGCCGAGGAUGUCAAACACAUCUUUCAUCAUUCAACACUUUGCUGAUAAGGUAGAAUAUAAAUAUGAAGGCUUUCUGGAAAAAAACAGAGAUACAGUACAUGAAGUAUUGAUUGAAGUCUUGAAAGAGAGCAAGUUUCAUCUGUGUGCAAAUUUUUUUCAAGACAAUCCAGUGUCCAUUUCACCUUUCAGUUCAACUAUAAACAUCAAAUCUGCAAGACCUGUUCUCAAGUCACUUAACAAACAGCUCCGAAUGACUGUUGGCAAUAAGUUCCGGAGUUCUUUGUCUUUACUGAUGGCGACACUUAAUGCAACCACCCCUCAUUAUGUACGAUGCAUAAAGCCAAAUGAUGAGAAGUUGCCUUUUGAGUUUGAUUCAAAAAGAGUGGCUCAGCAACUGCGAGCAUGUGGUGUUUUGGAAACUAUUCGGAUUAGUGCACAGAGUUACCCAUCCAGGUGGACUUACAUUGAGUUUUUCAGCCGUUACAGCAUUCUUAUGACACAGCAGGAACUCUCCAUAAACGAUAAGAAGCAGAUUUGCAAGAUUGUUUUGCAACGGCUAAUCCAGGAUCAUAACCAAUAUCAGUUUGGGAGAACAAAAAUUUUCUUCAGAGCAGGACAGGUUGCUUACUUAGAAAAACUGCGUUCGGAUAAACUGAGACACGCAUGCAUCAUGAUCCAAAAGAGUGUUCGAGGCUGGCUGCAGCGGAAGAAAUUCCUUCGCGUAAAACAAGCAACUAUUAUAAUACAGCAGUAUUUCCGGGGGCAGCGGACUGUACGGCAAGCUAUAACUGCAAGAACUCUGAAGCAAACGUGGGCAGCUAUAAUUAUUCAGAAAUACUGUCGGGGUUACCUGGUCCGUAGACUCUGCCAGCUCAUCCAUGUGGCUGCUGUAACAAUUCAAGCUUAUACAAGAGGAUUUCUAGCAAGAAAAAAAUAUCGGAAGAUGCUUGAAGAACACAAGGCUGUGAUCCUUCAGAAAUAUGCCCGUGCAUGGCUUGCUAGGCGCAGAUUUCAGAAUAUUCGGCGGUUUGUAUUGAAUAUCCAGCUUUCAUACAGAGUUCAGCAACUGCAGAGAAAGAUAGAAGAGCAGAGUAGAGAAAAUCAUGGUUUGCUGGAACGAUUGACCAGUCUUGCUUCAACUCAUAUGAAUGACAUGGAUACAAUUCAAAAACUUGAAUUAGAUCUUGAAAAGUUAACUGCUCAAAAGAGAACAUAUGAAGAGAAAGGGAAAAAAUAUAAAGAGGACAGUGAACAGAAAAUCUUAAAACUUGAGAAUCUGAAUAAAGAAUUACAAGAACAGAAAGAGACCUUAGAAAUAAAGCUUCAAGAAAAAACUGAGGAAAUGAAAGAGAAAAUGGAUGACCUCACGAAGCAACUCUUCAAUGAUGUACAAAAAGAAGAAAAUCAGAGAAUGAUGCUUGAGAAAAAUUUCCAAAAUCAGAAGCAAGACUAUGAAAAGGAGAUUGAAAUGCUAAAGGGAGAAAUUAAGGUUCUGAAAGAAGAAAAAACUCAGCUACAACAUCAAAUUCAGCAAGAAAUUGUUAUUCAGGAUGGCUUGAAAAUGGAAGUAGGACAACUUACAAAACAAGCACAGAAAAUACCUGAGUUGCAAAAGGAAAUUGAACUGUUGCAGACACAAAAAUUGGAUGUUGAAAAGCAGGCCCAUUCACAAAAGCGAGAACUGAGGGAAAAGAUGUCAGAAGUUACAAAACAGCUUCUUGAAAGUUAUGAUUUUGAAGAUGUAAGAAGCAGACUCUCUACGGAGGAUUUGGAACACUUAAAUGAGGAUGGAGAACUGUGGUUUGCUUAUGAGGGCUUGAAAAAAGCUACCAGAGUAUUGGAAAGUCAUUUUCAGUCUCAGAAAGAAAUAUAUGAAAAGGAGAUUGAAGGUUUGAACUUUAAAGUUGAACAUCUUAGCCAAGAUAUUAAUCAUCUACAAAAAUUAUUUCGAGAGGAAAAUGACAUAAAUGAUGGUAUUCGACUUGAAGUUAGCAGGCUAACUUCAGAAAACCUGGUAAUCCCAGAUCUUAAACGACAAGUUUCUGAACUUGAAAAUCAAAAAUUAGAUCUUGAAAACCGACUUCAAGAACAGACUGUAAAGCUGAAAGGAAAAAUGAAAGAGAUGUCUAAUCGGCUGCAUUAUGAGCUAGAAGGGGAUAGAACACAAAGACGAACAAAUGAGGCCCAGAAUGAAAUAGACAUAAAAGAAAAAGAGAGACUGAAAGUCACAACCCAAGGAAUUGAGGGGCUGAGCAAUGGUGUGAUGCAAGAUGAAAUCCAGGAUGAAGUAAAAAGCAAGAUAAAGCAAGAAACAACUCGACUUACUGUGGAAAACAUGGAUCUUGAAGAAAAACUAGACAUGAAAGAUAGAAUAAUAAAGAAAUUGGAGGAUCAGAUCAAAACUCUUACCAGGACUAUUGAAAAAAGUAAGAUAUUACAUAAUUCUCAUGUGCCAACUUUGUCCAAAGAGUACAUUGGAAUGAUGGAGUACAAAAAAGAGGACGAAGAAAGGAUCAUUCAAAAUCUGAUCCUCGAGUUAAAGCCACGGGGAGUUGUAGUAAAUAUGAUACCUGGCCUUCCAGCUCACAUCCUAUUCAUGUGUGUGAGGUAUGCGGAUUAUCUGAAUGAUGCUGACAUGCUGAAAUCUUUCAUGAAUGUAACGAUUGAUGGUAUCAAACAAGUUGUUAAGGAGCAUUCAGAAGACUUUGAGAUGUUGUCCUUUUGGCUUUCCAAUACGUAUUAUUUUCUUAACUGUUUGAAGCAGUACAGCGGGGAGGAGGAAUUUAUGAAGUGUAACACUCCACAACAGAAUAAGAACUGUUUGAAGCAUUUUGAUCUCUCAGAAUACAGACAAAUUCUUAGUGAUUUGGCCAUUCGUAUCUAUCACCAAUUCAUUAUUGUAAUGGAGAACAACAUUCAGCCCAUGAUCGUACCAGGCAUGCUGGAAUAUGAGAGUCUUCAGGGAAUUUCUGGCUUGAAACCUACAGGGUUCCGUAAACGUUCUUCUAGUAUAGACGACACAGAUACCUACACAAUGACCUCUAUCCUGCAACAGCUCAGCUAUUUUUAUAGUACUAUGUGCCAGAACGGCUUGGACUCUGAGCUUCUAAAGCAGGCAGUGAAGCAGCUUUUCUUUCUGAUUGGAGCUAUCACCCUCAAUAGUCUCUUCCUCCGCAAGGACAUGUGCUCUUGUAGAAAAGGAAUGCAGAUAAGAUGUAAUAUCAGCUACUUGGAAGAAUGGCUAAAGGACAAGAAUCUUCAAAGCAGCAAUGUCAAAGAAACUUUGGAGCCUCUGUCUCAAGCAGCCUGGCUCCUUCAGGUCAAAAAGAUCACAGAUGAUGAUGCCAAGGAAAUAUGUGAACACUGCACAUCUCUUUCUACUGUGCAGAUAGUUAAGAUCCUAAACUCAUACACUCCAAUAGAUGAUUUUGAGAAAAGAGUGACUCCAUCAUUUGUUCGUAAAGUCCAGGCUAUGCUAAACAAUCGUGAGGAUGUUCCACAGUUGAUGCUCGAUACCAAAUAUCUCUUUCAAGUGACGUUUCCUUUCACCCCUUCUCCACAUGCCUUGGAAAUGAUACAAGUCCCCAGCAGCUUCAAACUUGGCUUUCUCACAAGGGUUUAA
Messenger RNA from Charadrius vociferus (killdeer), 5235 nucleotides. RefSeq names its product myosin VC (gene MYO5C). Gene Ontology annotation, cellular component: actin cytoskeleton; vesicle; myosin complex. Gene Ontology annotation, biological process: actin filament organization; vesicle transport along actin filament. Bases 1 to 5235 code for a protein of 1744 amino acids. The transcript has 42 exons. NCBI's taxonomy places the organism in Eukaryota, Metazoa, Chordata, Aves, Charadriiformes, Charadriidae. Gene Ontology annotation, molecular function: actin filament binding; microfilament motor activity; ATP binding. The record is from RefSeq and is a predicted model, not a curated record.